Molecule: messenger RNA, 2199 nt
Organism: Poeciliopsis prolifica (blackstripe livebearer)
Lineage: Eukaryota; Metazoa; Chordata; Actinopteri; Cyprinodontiformes; Poeciliidae
Product: globoside alpha-1,3-N-acetylgalactosaminyltransferase 1-like
Exons: 3
Coding region: 216-1271 (351 amino acids)
Biological process (GO): carbohydrate metabolic process
Cellular component (GO): vesicle; membrane; Golgi apparatus
Molecular function (GO): hexosyltransferase activity
Source: RefSeq, a predicted model, not a curated record
AGAAGAUUCAGUAUGUGAAGCAAGAGGAGAGGAAAAUAAACUGAAAGCCAUGAGGAGGAGAGAGAAUCUGAAGCUUUGGAAAACCAGUGGCCGAACACUGCAGUUUUAAUGGCCAACGUUCAGGAAGAGGCUGGCUGAGCUACCCAGAGAAAUAGUUUCUUGCACUGUUAGAUUAGAUUAGGCUUUGAGAGUUUAAACCAACGACUGAUAGCAGCAUGGCCCUUUUCCUGUUCUGCAAGUCUCCUGCAGGCCCAGUCAGAAUGAACAGAACACAGCUCCUUCUGUGCUGCUUUUUACUGUCUCUUAUCAUAUACUUCUUUAAUGGACGUAAAGCUGCUCCCAGUUUGGAGUCAGCCCAUCCCUUGUCUCGGGUGGUGGGAAUGAAGGAUGGAAUGAUACUGAAAGACAUGUCUUCAAUGAAGACAGUGGACUCAAAAACCCCACAGGAGACAUCAUGGGGAGCCCCCAUGGUUUGGGGUGACAGCCACAAUUCGGUGUGGCGCAGGGCGAAACUGUCAGAACGAGGAAUUCGCGUCGGCCUGUUGACCCUUGUGGUCGGAACCUACGCCCGGUUUGUCCGUCAUUUCCUCCACUCAGCCGAAAACCACUUUCUCCCUGGUCAGAUGGUCACGUAUUACAUUCUUACAGACAAUCCCCGCACUCUGGAUCCUCCGGUUGAGCUGGGCCCUGGACGACAGAUGAAGGUGCUUCCGGCUGCGGAGCUGCCUGGCUGGGACAGGUUGGCUUACCGUCGCAUGGUGCUGUUCGCCGAAGCCAUCUGGGGCUCCAUUGGCAAAGAGGUAGACUACGUCUUCUGCGCUGACGUUGACCAGAAGUUUGUGGGCCCAGUAGGGGAAGAAAUUCUUGGGGAUCUGGUGGCUACGCUACACCCAGAGUUUUUUGAAAUGCCACGAAACAAUUUCCCUUACGAAGACCAAGAAGAGUCAUCCGCCUGCGUAGAGGAGGACGAGGGAGACUACUAUUACACAUCAGAGUUUUAUGGCGGGGUUGUUUCUCAGAUGCGCAGACUUGCUCGGGAGUGUUCUUUGCUUAUACUUCAGGACCAGGCGAACAACAUGAUGGCCAAAGGACUGGAGGAGAGCUACUUAAACCGCUACCUUAUCGACCACAGGCCUACCAGUGUGCUCUCACCAGAGUACAGCUGGUGGGAUUCGCCCCUUACUGCCCAUGUGCCUAAAAAAAGACUGGUCUCAUUGGGAAGGCAGUGUGAGGCUUACGACAUAGAGAAGAGAGAACUACAGAGGUGUUGAAAUUUUAAAAAGGAAAGACAAGAGAGUUAUGUGAUUUGCACUCAUUUAUGUACGCAGUGGUGUGCAAAAUGCCCUUUGUGCUUUUCGAAAUCAAAACAAACCCCAGUGUGUUUUAUUGGUCCCCAUGGGGGAAUUGCUAAGAGGUCUGAUCUAAACCACUCUGUCGUAGUUCUGGCUGUAAUUGUAAUGUCGUUGUCAUGGUGUAAGGUGGACCUCCAUGCCACUCUCAAGUCUUCUCUCUUACAAGUUUUCUUCCAGUAUUGCCCUGUCUUUAAAUCCAUCCAUCAUCUUUGACAAGCUAUCUUUUCGUUCAUAAAGAAAAGCAUCCCCACACCAUGAUUCUGCUUCCACCAUGUUUCAAUGCAGUUGAACUCCAAUGUUAGUUUUCCAUUACACAUGGUGUAAUGGUAAGUGAUUUGUUAAUGGCACAGUUGGUGACAAACUGCAAAUGGGAUUUCUUCAGCACUCCAGACUUCCUCUUGCCUCUCUUCCAAGAAGGAGUAGAUAACUAACAGUUGUCCUGUCAACAGAUAUUCUGACCUAAGUUGUUGAUCUGCACAGUCUCCAUGGCUGCUUCUUCCAUUGAUGCUGUGUCAGGCGUAUCAGUUAAAAAUCACCUAAACUUUAUCACUAACAUGUCUUUUGUUUUCCUUGGUUUUCAUGAUGCUAUUUACUUAUUGAUUUACUUCAACAAACCUCCAAGGUCUCCAACAAACAGCUGGGCUUAUACUGAAAUUAAAUUCUGCUUCAUUUGUGGUGGUAAUGUUCUCAAGUGAGAGGGACGAGGAAAGAAAACAUCAGUACUUUUGCAAGGUUCUGUAUCUCAUGCCAUUCCUUGAAGGUGGAAUUCGUGGCGUUUCACAAGACAACUGGUAAAAAUCAAUGUAAUGACAAUGCAAAUAUUAAUAAAAUCUCCAUAAAAGAUUCA